GGUUAAUUGCACCGACUGUCACUUAAGUUUACAAUUCGUUGCACGGUAACCACCUAAAUACGUUUCGUUGCAAGCUAACCACUUACGUCGAAUAUACGUUGCAGCGUCACCAUUUCCGUCACUUUAACUAAUGGCAGGUACCAAAAGAAAAUUUUCCACGCCAUGUCAACUUGCCACGUCAGCUCCAGCCACCUAUUCAUACCUGGUUCACCUCAUCUACACAAUUUCACUACUAUUUUAUGGCCCUCCUCUCUCCCUUUCACACCCAAAAUAAGAAUCUCCUCACCAUUAUCUCAUCUCCAAUCCUUUCCUCUUCCCAAAUCUUUGCUUUUAAUCUGAGGAACGGUUGAGGGCGAAAUCUAUGAUGAUUUCCUUUUGGACUCUUCCUUGUCGCUCCCGCUGUUAAUGGAUCUUCCCUACGGUCACAACGAUUUCGCCAAACUGACGUCAUCUAGAACAGCAGCGGCUGCGGUGGGGGAAGGCAGUUUCAAUUAUGGGUUCCCCAAUUCCUGCAAAGUAGUCAAUAAUUACCAUCUAUCUACUUUUCUGAAUUUGGCGAUGGGGUAUUUGCAAGGCGGCGGCGGACAAUCCAACUUCCAAGGUCGAGCAGUCGAAGGUAAGCGCAAGACACUGGCUGAGUACGGACAAUAUGAGCGCCACACAGGAGAUCUCGUCGGCGGACGGGAAGGGAUACGAUGGGUUGGAGGAUCCGACGUCGGCGGGAGGGUCAUCGAGUAUGGCGGAGUUGGACUGUUUCUGGGAUAACUACUGAUCGUGAUUUAUUCGGGUUCAUGAAUCAAUCGUGAUUCUUAGACCCACCCACCAUGGGAUUGUUUGAUUAAUUAAUUAAAUCAGUAUUAAGGGUGAUUAUAAUUAGGAGAUUAAUAAAUUGGGGGAGGGGGGAAAGAAAAAGUGAUUAAUUCACUCACCCAAAAUAUGAGAAGAAGCAUAGUAAGCACUAGGUCAGAGCUGUGAAACUCAAAUUAAAAGCAAAGAUUCUCGUGGCAAGUCUGACUAGGCGGCUGUAGCUGACGUGGCAAGUCGACAUGACAUGGAAAAUUUUCUUUUGGUACUUGUCGUUAGCUAAAGUGACAGAAAUGAUGGCGCUGCAACGUUUAUUCGACGUAAGUGGUUAGCUUGCAACAAAACAUACUUAGGUGGUUACCGUGCAACGAAUUGUAAACUUAAGUGACAAUCGGUGCAAUUAACCCUCCAACUACCCGUUCAGAAUUGUAACAUAAUGACGGUCAGGACUGGCCGGCGCUAGAGGAUUAGCAUUCCCGACUUUCCCCCCUUCUUUUUCACUUUGCAUGUGGAUCUCCAAGAAAGAAGGCAAUAAGAGAGCAAGCCAGCCAACCCAAACAUACAAAUCACAGACAACAUCAAAGCAAAAUAUCACAAAUGAUGUUGAGAACCCACCAGUAGUACAACCUCAUUCUCAUUCACUAACACCACCAUCAACAGGUGGCUGUUAAUCACUUGCUCUCCUCAUAUUGAAGAUGUGAGGUAGAAGACCAAAAAAAUCAGUAGCAGCUGUAAAUGGCAAAGCAGGAAGGGCAUCAAGACUACACAUCAUGUUUAUACAUUACUAUUUUGCUCUCUAAAUAUGUCUUAGUUACCAUUCCCAUUACUGAAAAUUGGGAUUAUGUUUGCACAUUAUAGAUAUGGCCGAAUGCUCUAUCUGAACUAAUGCUUAUAUAAGCGCAUAGAGUUUGAUAAUAAAAUCACACGAAUUUAACUUUAAAAAUCAACCAUCCAUUCACCCAUCACAGCACUAAUGUUCUAUAAAGUCAACCAUGAGCAUCACUCGCGCGUACCAAGUCAAAUGCAGAGGUUCAUUACACAACAAUCCUCGUUUAGGAAUUCUGAGCUUAUCUCUACGGAUGUUUAGUAAUGUAGCCUUAUUGUCUUAGUCUAACCCAAAAAAGAUUUAAGAUUAAAAUAUAUGGUAAUUGCAAGUUAUCGGUAGAUUAAUUAAGAGCUUAAAUUUGCUCCUAGGUGCAAACUUGGAAGCUACGAUAUGGUUCUCAUGUGUAGGCUAUGGAGGAGAAACCAAAAUCUACAUGCAAUAAAUUCAAAGGUUUAACAAAAGAGAGAAAAAUGGAAUAUGCACAGGGGUGGGCAUUCGGUAGGUUCGGUUCAAACCGAAACUUAAACGAAAACUAACUGUAACCCAAACUUAAACGAAAACCCAACACCAAGAUGCAUGUGAGUGUACGUAGUGAAAUCAUAUACUACUGGAACUGAGAAACCCAACUGAACUCCAAUGAAACCCAUGACUGUAGGUUAUAUCCACAUCCCCUUCCAAAUUUCUAAGAGGAGAGUUUGGAUGUGGCAGAGGCAUAGGCACAAAGGGAUCGAGAAGGAAACUAAUAAGUGAACAAAACCAAAUAAUCACUAAUUGAACACUGCGUCACAAAGGGAGAAUUGCAAUGAAACCACAUAGAGCUAAUCACUCAAUUCUGGGCCAUAUAAAAAUGGGAGCUGAGUUCAUCAUAACUUAGUUAAGUCGGUUUAUACUAUAGCUGAGUUCAUCCUAAUUACAGUGCUCCUUAUUAUAAUAAAUUAUAAUCAUUUAUGGAAUAAAUAUUAUUUUUUUCAUGUUCUUCCAUAUUUGAAAUUUGUAGGCAUAAACCUUUUCGUAAUUCUCUUAAUUUUUUAUACCUUAAACCAAAGAUUUAUUCUUUAUAAUUUUUUUAGUUGUUCAAUUCCCACAAUUCUAAAUGACAUAUAUUUCCUUCCACUCCAAAUUCAUAUCCGGCAAUAAGAAGUGCAAAAAAAAUUUCUAAGAUUAAAAAACAAUACAUGUUAAGUUAUUACUGUUAAUGUCAUAAUCUAAAAAUAUCAUAAAGAUUAUUUUGAAAUAAUGAAUUAAUAAUUUUAGAAUGUCUUAAUUAUAUAAAAAUAUAAAAAAUUGAUCAACAUAAAAUAAAAUAAAACAAUCUGACCAACGAGUCGGGUAAAAAAUAAUAUGAUUGAAUAAGUGAAUAAAGCUACAAAAUAAACUAACUUUUAAUCUUUGACACAUGGGGAUGGCAAAAAUAUUCGUAACCGUGGAUCUGCCCGAAUCCGACCUUGUCAGGUGAGUAAAACCUGAACCCGAAGGACUUUUAGCGGGUACGGGUAAAAACCGAACCCGAAUAUUGCGGGUAAUAGGUGGGCAUGGUUUUCUCACUAUCCAACCCGAACCCGCCCGAUAUACACAUGCAUAUGUAUUUUGUCUAGAAAUAAUCAUUAUUUUUCUCUAAUAUAUUUUAUAUUUAGUAUAUAAAUAUAAUUUUUUCAUGAAAUUGUGUUGUUUUAAUGAAUUUUCUUCAUUCUAGUGAAUUAUUGUCAUACUUUUUGUCUUACGUAAUGUGAGAAUACAUGUGAUAUUAACAU
Linum trigynum is the source of this 3381-nucleotide messenger RNA. The record is from the annotation of a GenBank genome assembly. NCBI's taxonomy places the organism in Eukaryota, Viridiplantae, Streptophyta, Magnoliopsida, Malpighiales, Linaceae.